AUGCUAUCCUUGAAGAACUUACUUAUAGGGAAGCCCGUUUCCGGGUUAACCAGCUCUAUCAAGUCGAUAAUCCAGGUUCGUACUGCUACAAAGAGAGUAUCUGGUUCAAAGACAAACAACAAGGAUUCUGCUGGUAGAAGAUUAGGACCCAAAGUUAAUGAAGGACAUCCAGUCAAGCCUGGUCAAAUUAUAAUGAGACAAAGAGGUACAAAGAUCCAUCCUGGUGAAAAUGUUAGAAUUGGGGUUGAUCACACGAUAUAUGCUGUUGAACCAGGAUUUGUUCGAUUUUAUUUUGAUCCUUUCCAUCCAUUGAGAAAAUACGUUGGAGUGGCAUUGAAAAAGGAUAUAAGACUUCCCAAGGAUCAUUUUGCUCCAAGGUUGAGAAGAUUCGGAUACGUACCUAUUGAAGACCCCGUUGCUGCCAAGAAUGAAGAAUUACAAAGAUCGAGAAAGGAAAUACUUGCGUUGCCACAAUUGCAAAAAGCUCAAAAUAAGCAAUAUCUGCUUCGGAAAAGGAGAAUUAAUGAAAACAAGGCUAAAUUGGCACAGGAUUCUUCAAUAAAGUUGUCGGAACAAGAGACUGAAAAAGCUGCUGAGAGGUUGUUCAAGAUCUCCCAAUUUGUUGACCUUGGUCAAGAACUAUCACAAGCACAACUUCAAGUUACAUAUGAUGAACUUUACAAUAUUAGACUUCAAUAUAGAAGAGGUGAGCUUAAUGAUAGUGAUUUUGAUUUAGCAAAAACCAAGUACUUGGAAGUUGCCAAGAAGGUUGACAGUUUGGUACCCAGUCAAUGA
Messenger RNA from Lodderomyces orthopsilosis Co 90-125, 795 nucleotides. RefSeq names its product mitochondrial 54S ribosomal protein bL27m (gene MRP7). The record is from RefSeq and is a predicted model, not a curated record. Gene Ontology annotation, cellular component: ribosome; mitochondrial large ribosomal subunit. Gene Ontology annotation, molecular function: structural constituent of ribosome. The coding region runs from base 1 to 795 and encodes 264 amino acids. Lineage: Eukaryota; Fungi; Ascomycota; Pichiomycetes; Serinales; Debaryomycetaceae. The transcript has a single exon. Gene Ontology annotation, biological process: translation.